Ziziphus jujuba (common jujube) is the source of this 2447-nucleotide messenger RNA. Its product is annotated as homeobox protein knotted-1-like 3. Lineage: Eukaryota; Viridiplantae; Streptophyta; Magnoliopsida; Rosales; Rhamnaceae. Gene Ontology annotation, cellular component: nucleus. The record is from RefSeq and is a predicted model, not a curated record. The transcript has 6 exons. Gene Ontology annotation, biological process: regulation of DNA-templated transcription. Gene Ontology annotation, molecular function: DNA binding. The coding region runs from base 413 to 1897 and encodes 494 amino acids.
UUUAUCGUAUUCCAUAUUAACUCUUCUCUCUCUCUCUCUCUCUCUCUAGAAACACGUACACCGUACAUCUUCCUUCUCUAUAUCUCUAUAUUUCUUCUAUCUCAAAAACUACCGCAAAAACAAAAAAAAAAGAAGAAGCACCAAUCUCUCUCUCUCUCUCUCUCUCUCUUCUUCUUGGUUCUCUCUCUCUCUCUCUCUCUCUCUCUUCUUCUACAACCUCUUCUUCUUGGUUCUCUCUCUCUCUCUCUCUCUCUCUAUGAAUCUCCAUGAGCUAGCUCUUAGUCUUUGACUCCUUUGUUUUGUAGAAAAAGAGAAAAUUUAAGCGCACACUGCAGCAGUCUCUAACAGACAGUUUCAGAAGUCUUUUUUUUUUUUUUUUUUGGUUUGGUUUGUGUUUGUGUUUUUGUAUUUGAUGGCGUACCACAACCAUCUAUCUCAGGACCUUCCUCUACACCACUUUACGAACCAAUCCCAACAACAACAACAGCAAAACCAAUCGUUAGCCGAUAGCACUACUCUGCGAACAAUCUUACCCGACCAACUCACCGUAUCCCACCACUCCUCCUCACCCGACCCGAAUUCCAAGAACUCGGAGCCCCACCACCACCAUCAUCAUCCUCUUCAGACCGCUCCUAAUUGGCUCAACAACGCCCUUUUACGAACCACCACACAAUCUCACUUUGGAACCACCACCACCGCCACCACCACCAACACCACCGACAAUACGAACAACAACAACCACAGCACCAAUUUCUUAAACCUCCAUACGGCUUCCGAUUCCCCCGCCUCUCAGGCUUCCAAUCAAUGGCUUUCCCGUCCGAUGCUUCAGAGGAAUCACAGCGACGUCAUCGAUGACGUCGCUGCUGCUGCUGCCGCUGCCGCCGCCGCUGCUGCCGCCGGUGAGUCUAUGAUCGCCGGAACUUUGUCGCAUGAUUCCACUGGCGAGUUGAAGAACGGAGGUGAGAAUUUGAAUAAGAGUGAGGGGGGUGGGGGUGUGGUGGUUGAGAGUGGAGUUGGAGGAGGAGGUGGUGGUAGUGGUGGAGGAGAAGGUGUAAUAAACUGGCAGAAUGCGAGGUGUAAGGCGGAGAUUCUUGCUCACCCGCUUUACGACCAGUUGUUGUCUGCUCAUGUGGCUUGUCUGAGGAUCGCUACCCCUGUUGACCAGUUGCCGAGGAUCGAUGCCCAGUUGGCUCAGUCUCAGAAUGUGGUCGCUAAGUAUUCGGCUUUGGGUCACGGCUUGGUCGGUGAUGAUAAAGAGCUUGAUCAGUUCAUGACACAUUAUGUUCUGUUGCUCUGUUCCUUUAAAGAACAACUUCAACAACAUGUUCGUGUCCAUGCAAUGGAAGCAGUUAUGGCUUGCUGGGAGAUUGAGCAAUCUUUACAAAGUUUAACAGGAGUUUCCCCAGGUGAAGGUACAGGUGCUACGAUGUCUGAUGAUGAUGAUGACCAAGUAGAUAGCGAUGCAAACUUGUUUGAUGGAAGUUUGGAAGGGCCAGACACCAUGGGAUUUGGACCUCUAAUCCCCACGGAGAGUGAAAGGUCGUUGAUGGAGCGUGUGAGGCAAGAGUUGAAGCAUGAACUUAAACAAGGAUACAAGGAGAAAAUUGUUGACAUAAGGGAGGAAAUUCUGCGCAAGAGGAGAGCAGGAAAACUUCCUGGUGACACAACAUCUGUCUUAAAAGCGUGGUGGCAAUCACACUCCAAAUGGCCAUAUCCAACAGAGGAAGACAAAGCAAGGUUGGUACAGGAAACUGGUUUGCAAUUAAAGCAGAUAAACAAUUGGUUUAUCAAUCAGAGAAAGAGGAAUUGGCACAGUAACCCUUCAACUUCCACGGUUUUGAAAAGCAAACGCAAAAGAAGUAAUGCAGGUGAAAACGGCAGUGACCGUUUCAUGUAAAAUGGAAGAAAGGUCAUGAACCAAACUUAAAGAUGAUCCUUUGUUGAUGCUUCCACACCUGCAAUGUUUUAGACAAACAACUUGGGACACACGUACGUAGGGCUUCAAGGAAGUCUCCAGGCUUUCGAGUGAAGGGAUCAUAUAUUCUACAGAAAGAAAAUAAAAAAAAUUAAAAAAAAAAAAAAAAAAAGAAGGCUAACACUGAUGAUGAGGGUUGGUGAUGAUAAACCAAAAUAUGAACCAUUAUACAGGUAUGCUCACAGGCAUGCAGAUGGAUUAGUGCAUGUAUUAUUUUAUCGAUACAAAUUCAGUACUUAGGAAUUUAUAUUACUGAGACUAAAUGGACAAUUUACGAAUGCAAUUAGCGGGUUUAUGAUUUUGUUUACCGUUUUUCACAUUUGUGAAUAAGAAUAGUGAGGGGUUGUGGGUGUACAGUGUAAUAAUCUGCGCAUGAUUUCUUAGUCACACUGGUGCUUAUAGCUUUUUUUUGGGCAUUUGAUGUAGAGAUAUAUUUGUAGCAAAUAUGGUAUAUAAUUCUUUUCUUACAGUA